Messenger RNA from Vanderwaltozyma polyspora DSM 70294, 777 nucleotides. RefSeq names its product protein-lysine N-methyltransferase (gene EFM5). Gene Ontology annotation, biological process: methylation. Gene Ontology annotation, molecular function: protein-lysine N-methyltransferase activity; nucleic acid binding. The record is from RefSeq and is a predicted model, not a curated record. NCBI's taxonomy places the organism in Eukaryota, Fungi, Ascomycota, Saccharomycetes, Saccharomycetales, Saccharomycetaceae.
AUGACAGACUCUGAUUCUGAUAUUGAAUUAAAUGAAGAAAGUGAGCGUCAAUCUGAAUUCCAAAAGUUAUAUAAUAAUGCUGACGACGAAUUUGAGAAGAAAAAAAGGGAAGAGGGUAUGAAAUUAUUUAAAGAAGAUUGGCAAUUGUCUCAAUUUUGGUAUAGCGAUAAAACAGCUGAAACAUUAGCUGAAGCAUUGGUAGAAGGUGCAAAUGAAGAUACUGUAAUAGCUAUUGUAAGCGCACCUUCUGUAUAUGCAGCAAUAUUGAAAUUAGACCCUUCAAAAGUUCUCACUGAACAUAUUUAUUUAUUUGAAUUCGAUAAGAGAUUUGAAUUAUUGGCAGGUAAAGAACAUUUUUUCUUCUAUGAUUUCGCUAAUCCGACAGAGUUUGAUGAUAAGUUAAAGGGGAAAGUUGAUAGACUUUUAAUUGAUCCACCAUUUUUAAACGAAAAUUGUCAAAAAAAAUGUAUGUGUAAUAUAUUUUGUACUUUAUUAUUUUCUAUUAUCUUCAAGAGAUUACUAACAGAAAUUAUUAUUCAAAACGCUUCUAUUACUGCACACACAUUGUUAGCCAAAAAUGAUGGUAAAAAGACAAGACAUGGAGUUGAAAAACAUCGUUUGAUUUCAUGUACUGGGGAAAGAAUGGCCAAUAUUAUCAAAGAGGCGUAUCCUGAUACAAGAAUAACAAAUUUUUAUCCAGAACAUGGUAAUGGUCUAAGUAAUGAAUUUAGAUGCUAUGCCAACUUUGAAUGUUCUCAAUGGAAAUUUUUAGAAUAA